Drosophila takahashii is the source of this 1881-nucleotide messenger RNA. It is a transcript of the gene Ir7f, whose product is annotated as Ionotropic receptor 7f. The record is from RefSeq and is a predicted model, not a curated record. NCBI's taxonomy places the organism in Eukaryota, Metazoa, Arthropoda, Insecta, Diptera, Drosophilidae.
AUGAACACCAGCUCCACUUCCAGUGGGAGUCCCAAUCCCAGCUCGAUCUACGCCAGCUACCUGCAGCACUCGAGGAUCGACAUGCAGGGCGAGGACGCGAAUGCCCAUGUGGCCCGCGCUCUGCGGCUGGUCAUCGAGAAUGUGCUGGCCCAGCUGAGCACCACGCUGGUGGUGACCAUCUCGACCCGCCAUUUGGGCACCGCCCAGUGGUUCGAGUACAUGAUGAACAACCUGAUGGACUCGUGGCGCAUGGUGGCGGUCCAGCUGCUCCGCUUUCGUCCCGAUGUGGUGGCCAGUUCGGUGCCAGGCAGAAAGAGGGUCAACCUGCUGAUGGUGGACUCCUAUCUGGGAUUAAUGGACACCAACAUCACGGAAAACAAUGCGGACUUUGAUGACCCCGACUACUACUUCAUCUUCCUGCAGGCCAGGGAUCACCUCAUUCCCCGGGAACUCCAGCUGAUCCUGGACCAUUGCCUGGCCCACUUUUGGCUGCACUGCAACGUGAUGAUCCAGACCGCCCAGGUGGAGGUGCUGGUCUACACCUACUAUCCGUAUACGGCGACCAGCUGCCAGGAGGCGCAUCCCGUGAAGGUGAAUGCCUUCGAUGGUCGCCGCUGGUGGCGGAAUGCCAAGAUGUUUCCCGAUAAACUCGACCAGAUGCACGGCUGUCCCCUGACCGUGCUCACCUGGCAUCAGCCGCCCUUCGUGGAGCUCUUCUCGGAUCCUAAGGAUAAUAGUCAGCGCGCCGGUGGCUUCGAGAUUCAGCUGGUGCAGCACAUGGCUCGCCGGAUGAACUUCAGCCUGGUGCUGGCCAAUAUUUCGCUGCUGCGACCGAAUGCCUAUCGACUGGCCGAGGGCGCCAAGGAGGGACCCAUAGAAAGGCUCCUGGAGCGCAGUGCCAACCUGAGCAUGGGCUAUUUCCGUAAGACGGCGCGCCGGAAUCAGCUGCUGACCACGCCCAUGUCGUACUACUCGGCCAAUCUGGUGGCCGUGCUCCAGCUGGAGCGCUAUCGCCUCAGCUCGCUGGCCCUGCUGGCCUUUCCCUUCGAGCUGUCCGUGUGGCUGCUCCUGCUCCUGGCUCUCCUGGUUCACCUGGCCAUCCAUCUGCCGGGAAGGCGAUCGAAUCGCGGCGGCGAUGGUGGUGGCGGUGGCCUCCAGGUGGUGGCCCUGCUUUUGGGCGCCGCCCUGGCGCGCCUGCCACGCCCCUGGAGGCAUCGCCUCAUCGCCGCCCACUGGCUGUGGGCCAGCAUACCCCUGAGGAUAUCCUACCAGUCGCUGCUCUUUCACCUCAUCCGCCUGCAGCUGUACAGCACGCCAUCCUUCUCCCUGGAGCAGCUGCUGGCGGAGGGAUUCCAGGGUAUUUGCACGGCGAACACGGAGCGACUGCUGCUCGAGAUGCCCCAGCUGGUCCGCAAUCCGGACAGCUUUCACUCCCUGGACACUCCGUCCGAUUGGGACGUUCUAAACGCCCUGCAGCGGAACAGGAAGCGCAAGAUAUUCGCCGUGGCCAAUCAGGAUGUCACCCAGUCCUUCCUGCACUCCUCCGGCCAACCGAAUGCCUAUCACGUGGUCAAACAGCCGGUGAAUGUCGAGUAUGCUGGCAUGUACAUGCCCAAGCACUCGUUUCUCUACGAGAAGCUGGACGACUGCAUCCGGCGGCUGGACGCCAGUGGCUUCAUCCACGCCUGGCGGCGGGCGGCCUUCGCCGGCGUCCAUCGAGGGGAGCGGGAACGGGUGCCCCAGACCAGCCGGCGGUACAUCAACCACGCCAAGCUCUCCGGAAUUUACAUGGUCAUGGCGGGCAUGUACCUCCUUUCCUGUCUUGUUUUCGCUGGGGAGCUCAUCCUCCGGCGGAGGAACUGGAAGGUCCUUAAGUUCUGA